GCGUGUUCCUUUCUUGUCUUGCAGUGCGCUUUUCAGACGAAAUCCCUAAUUCUGUGCUCGUAAGUUUCCCUCUUCUCUUUUCCCCUUCCACUAUUUCGAUCUUCGCUUUCAAUUUCCUUCAUUCUUCAUAUUUUACUUUCAAUUUAUAAACUUUUGAAAUCUUAAAUUAAAAAAUUAGUGCCCAUUUUCGUAUUCGAUCUGAAAUUGCAACGGUUUGCUUUCAAUUGCAGAAAAUCAAAUUGGGGGAAAACUCUCAAAAGCUAGGUUUAAGAAAUUGAAUUGCUUUACAUUUUUUGGGUAGAUGUAAAUAUUGAUUCUUUGUGGAAAAACUAUAGUAGAAUAAGUAACCAUGUGAUUAUAGUUUGAUGGUUUUAUUCAGCUUAUUUUUUAAUUGUGUGGUUUGAAUUUCAAUGUUUGGAAAAUUAAAUAAUCAUUUUUUGUUGAAGUUGUUGGUGUGUAAAUAGCGGUGGAAAUAGGCUGGGUCGAGUUAGGCUUUGCAAGUAGUCUGUCAUAAGCUUAUUUCCUAGGCUAAACAGUAGGUCCUAUAGGCCGGCCUGUACAUGUUACAUUGCAAGGAGAAAGAGACGAGUUUUGUUUAAGUAAACUGUGGUAUGCUUGCAUAUUAUUCAGUCUGCAUUCUGUUUAGUGAGGAUUGUAUUGAGCUGAUCAAGGUGAAUAUAAAAGACGGAGUGUAUGAUUAUGCUAUGUCUUGGUGAGAAUAUCAAGCCUUAAAAAGUGUCCUUUGAACUAUUACCGAUGGAGGAUUUAGAUGACGAGGAAACAUCAUCAAAUAAUGUUGAUGAAGUAAAAGUCACUAAUACUCCAUUGAUUUGUGGCCUUCCUGAUGAUAUUUCUCUUUUGUGUCUGGCAAGAGUUCCUCGAAAAUAUCAUUCAGUUCUGAAGGCUGUCUCAAAAAGAUGGAGGGACUUAGUUUGUAGUGAAGAGUGGCUUUAUUAUCGUAGGAAGCAUAAACUUGAUGAGACAUGGAUUUAUGCUUUGUGCAGGGACAAAUUGGAUCACGUUUGCUGUUAUGUAUUGGAUCCAACCUCAUCAAAAAAAUCUUGGAAGCUCAUUCAUGGGCUUCCGCUUCACAUCGUUAGAAGGAAAGGCAUGGGUUUUGAAGCUUUGGAAAAUAAGCUAUUCUUAUUGGGUGGCUGUGGCUGGUCUGAAGAUGCUACUGACGAGGUUUAUUCAUACAAUGCUUCCUCGAACUCUUGGGUUGAAGCUGCUUCCUUGUCAACUGCUAGGUGCUACUUUGCUUGUGAAGUUAUGGAUGAAAAACUAUAUGCUAUUGGUGGCAUAGGUUCAAAUUCAAGUGAUCCUCAUUCAUGGGAUACUUUUGAUCCAUACACAAAUGCUUGGACAUCUCACAGAGAUCCUAAUAUCGUUCCCGAAAUUGAAGAUUCAGUAGUUAUGGAUGGUAAAAUAUACAUCCGUUGUGGCAAAUCUCCAGUUACACCUCAUGUGUAUGCUGUCGUUUACGAACCAUCAAGUGGCACAUGGCAGCAUGCGGAUGCUGACAUGGUUUCAGGAUGGAGAGGUCCUGCAGUUGUUGUCAACGGAAUCCUUUUUGUUUUGGAUCAAAGUUCGGGCACUAGGCUGACAAUGUGGCAUAAAGAAAGACGCGAGUGGAUACUGGUUGGGAAGUUGUCACCAUUGCUUACAAGACCACCCUGCCAACUUGUUGCAGUUGGUAAAAGCAUUUACAUUAUCGGGAAAGGGCUUGGCACCGUCGCUGUUGAUGUUGGUGAUAUUGGAAAUAUGGGAAGGGUGAUGGUGGGUUCUUCUAUACCCAAAUUAGUCUCUGAUUACAAUGUAAUUAGUUGUAAAUGCUUGUCAAUCUGAAGAUUAAAGUGUAUUAUUGUUGCAUAAUUCUUUUUUCUCUUGUGUACUAUAAUGAUUGUUGUAUUAAGGUUUGUUUGAACUUAUAUGAGGAACUUAUUGAAAAC
Messenger RNA from Trifolium pratense (red clover), 1949 nucleotides. RefSeq names its product F-box/kelch-repeat protein SKIP4. Gene Ontology annotation, molecular function: protein binding. The record is from RefSeq and is a predicted model, not a curated record. The coding region runs from base 757 to 1845 and encodes 362 amino acids. The transcript has 3 exons. NCBI's taxonomy places the organism in Eukaryota, Viridiplantae, Streptophyta, Magnoliopsida, Fabales, Fabaceae.